This is a messenger RNA of Chelonia mydas (Green sea turtle), 4066 nucleotides long. It is a transcript of the gene PSMD7, whose product is annotated as proteasome 26S subunit, non-ATPase 7. The record is from RefSeq and is a predicted model, not a curated record. Gene Ontology annotation, molecular function: metallopeptidase activity; protein binding. Gene Ontology annotation, cellular component: proteasome complex; proteasome regulatory particle. Gene Ontology annotation, biological process: proteasome-mediated ubiquitin-dependent protein catabolic process. Bases 60 to 1028 code for a protein of 322 amino acids. Lineage: Eukaryota; Metazoa; Chordata; Testudines; Cheloniidae. The transcript has 7 exons.
GGCCUGGGGCUGGUGUGUGGGGCCGGGGUCGCAGCCGCAGCGUCGGGGCCGAGGGGGCGAUGCCGGAGCUGGCCGUGGACCGGGUGGUGGUUCACCCGCUGGUGCUGCUCAGCGUGGUGGAUCACUUCAACAGAAUAGGAAAAGUUGGGAAUCAGAAGCGAGUUGUUGGAGUGUUGCUGGGCUCUUGGCAGAAGAAAAUAUUAGAUGUAUCCAACAGUUUUGCAGUCCCUUUCGAUGAGGAUGAUAAAGAUGACUCUGUGUGGUUUCUAGACCAUGAUUAUCUGGAGAACAUGUAUGGAAUGUUUAAAAAAGUCAAUGCUAGGGAAAGAAUUGUUGGAUGGUACCACACAGGCCCCAAACUACACAAGAAUGACAUUGCCAUCAAUGAACUAAUGAAAAGAUACUGUCCUAAUUCUGUAUUGGUAAUUAUUGAUGUAAAGCCAAAGGACCUGGGGCUGCCAACAGAAGCCUAUAUUUCAGUUGAAGAAGUUCAUGAUGAUGGAACUCCAACCUCUAAGACUUUUGAACAUGUGACCAGUGAAAUUGGAGCUGAGGAAGCAGAGGAAGUUGGUGUUGAACACUUGUUACGAGAUAUUAAAGACACAACAGUGGGCACUCUGUCCCAGCGCAUCACAAACCAGGUCCAUGGUUUGAAGGGACUGAACUCCAAGCUUCUGGAUAUCAGGAGCUACCUAGAGAAAGUGGCCAUGGGCAAACUACCCAUCAAUCACCAGAUCAUCUACCAGCUUCAGGAUGUCUUCAACCUGCUGCCAGAUGUCAACCUGCAGGAGUUUGUCAAGGCCUUUUACCUGAAGACCAACGACCAGAUGGUGGUGGUCUACUUGGCUUCUCUUAUCCGGUCUGUGGUUGCCCUGCACAACCUCAUCAACAACAAGAUUGCCAACAGAGAUGCAGAGAAGAAGGAAGGUCAGGAAAAGGAGGAAAGCAAAAAGGAGAGAAAAGAUGAGAAGGAGAAAGACAAAGAGAAGAGUGAUGGCAAGAAAGAGGAGAAAAAAGAGAAAAAAUAAAGUGUAGUUUUUUAUUUGUAAAUUAAAAUCUUGUAAACUAAAUCUCUCUGCUGCUAGAAGGUUCUUUUUCACUUGUUAAAAUGAUCAGAGUUCUUUGUUCUUGCCUGUCUUGGGAGGCACUUUUAGAUCAGCUGCCUCUGCUCUUACAUCGUACAAGCAGAUAGCUGGAUAGAAGGGGACGAGGGGAUUCAGUCCACACAAACUGGCAGUUCUAAUAAGGAGCAGGCAGUCUUACUACUGGGAAGGAAAGCCCCUGUCAUUUCAGUCCUUAGCACUGAGAAGGGAGGAAGGAACAAGCAAAGAUAAAGUGCAGCAUUUGUCAUCUGCUGCCAGUAAAAUCUUGUGUCCCAAGAUGCUUGUCUGUCUCCUUCCCUCAUGAUUUAGGUCUACCGACUAUUUGGGGUUACUACCAUGUAGUAUGUAAAACGGCUAAACUGUGUGCAUGACCCUGCUGCUCCUAUUCUGCUGUCACUCUGGAUCUGUGCUUGAGGGCCCUGCACAGAGGAUGAAUUUACCUUCCCAGCCUGUUGCCCAGGAGAUGGUGAGGUGGAGAUCUUAUACGGUUUUACUGCCAAGAGACGAUUAAAUGGUUUGGUUUGUAAAUCUGGCCAUUUUAAUCCCAAAAGCCAAAUGGGAGCUGAUUUUAUUAGUGCUGGAGUGAGGAAUUUAAGAUACAAGAAUCUCGUUUUAGGAGGAAAGAAGCUGAGCAGCACGAGAGCACAGAAUGUAGCCUAUAGCCUAUGAAGAUAAGAUGGGUUUGUGCCCUUUUUGCUGAGAUGAGCAAAAUAGGUCUAGAGCAGUUGGUGCCCAAAUUCUGGCAGUGCCGUACUGCCAACUAGCACAAAGCUCUUUGGGCCAGUUACUACAUCUGUGUAGUACCCAGGACAAAAGCCCUCACCUAAUCAAGGGCGCUAAAGGCUAUGACAGUACAAAUUCCAUCUUGGCAUGGAGUCUACAAGACACGGGCAAGUUAAUCGUGAAUUUUGGGAGCUUGCCCAUGUUAGUCACCCCCUUAAGAGGGGCUGGUGGCUCCCUUGCUACCCUACCUUGCUCAGUGACAGGAGGAGUAGGGGCAGCUAGCAUGCAGCUCCAAACCCUUUUGUGGAGGUGCAGUCAUGGAUUAUAGGACUCCACAUUAAAGUGCAGGCAUUGGCUCAGCUCAAGCAGGCGCAUUCCAUGCAUGGAUCUAUAGGCUCCAGACGUUGCCUUUCUAGAUGGAAGAUGGUGAUUGUCUUACAUUCCUGUAAAUGAAGUCUGCAACUCUAGGUGUCAUGGAAAUAAAGGAGCCGCUAUAAACACUACUUUGAAUCUGGGUGAAUGGAAGGGGGUGUUGGCCAACUACGCUAUCUUUCCCUUGACUGGGAUGGUGAGCCUAGGAAGCCUUUGUCCGGGUGGCCUGUCAGACAGCGUCGCCAUUUCCUCUGAGAGCUGGUUGCAUUCAAACCUCCAAGUAGUGUCAUUACAAUUGCUGCAUUUAGCUCGUCUCCGGCAUGGGUCACGGUGCAGCAGGAACACGUCAAAGUGCAGUGGCUGCUGCAACAAAAGGGAAGCAGGGAACAGGACUCUAUUAAAUAGCUUAAGUUCACUCAGGGUAACUGUUUAAUGUGGGAGACCUCAAACUGCCCAUCCUGGUCCCUGAAGAUCCUUGAAUGGACUAUUUCAAAUGACUCAGAGAUGGAAAAUGCUGCCUUAAUUGUAAGUUAAAGCCCUGCUAAGAUCAUAAACCUGUUGAUACCCUAUUCUCACCAGGCAGAGCUCACUGAUUUCAGGUGCUACCAUGUAAAAGCAAAGAUAGGUUUCCUAGGCCCAUUGAAGAUGCAACAUCCAUCACCAUGGUAGCUCAAUGCCAAAGUCAGUAUCAAGACUUUGCACUGACCCUGACUCUGAUUCACUUGCUGUUAUGUAGUAGGAGAAUAUUUUCCCUUUCCAUGAUAAAUUAAACUGGUUUGUUACCAUGGUAGGUUUACACUAUUUGGAGGCAAUAAAUGCUCAAACAAUUUACAGUCAAUUUAGUUUUAUGCAACAUCACAUGUCUAUGUGGUGAACCAGCUCAAGUCUGUAUCUGGCCCCAUUACCAUGGUGCCCCAACACCCCAAUUAUUAAGCCACCCCCGGGAGGCAAAGCAGGGCUCUUAUCCUCACUGUAGAGAUGGGAACUUGGCCAUGUCACAGGGGGAGUGGGUAGAGCAGGGAAGUGAAUCCAGGCUUCUGGCAUGCCAGGCUAGUGUCCUAACCAGGGCCCCAGCCUUUCUUGGUAAAGGGUUUUCCUUCCCAAGCCCACCCUUCACUGUGAAGGAGUAAGAAAUUGAGCUAGACCUUCUCUGACUGAAAAAAACAAAAUUCCACUUGGCAAUAACUUAAGAUACUUUUACCACUUGCUUUGUAAGAAGGGGAGGGAGGUGGGUGGCUUUCUGAUUUGGGAUGGUGGUUGAGGUAGGGAAUCUUUCACCACUCAAGCCUGCCCCAAGUAAGCAGGGGCUGCAAACCAUCACAAUUGGAAGGUUGUGGCCCAUUUGCAGUGAGUUAGUGGGUCUUGCUCUUGUGAACACCAUGAAAAUUAGUUUGUGUAGCAUGCAUCUCUCUUUGCUGAUUGAUGAAAAGAUGGAGGCAAUUUCAGGAGAACCACUGAGCUUGUGAGAAUUCUGCAACUUUUGGUUGAAAUCUCCUGAUGUUUCAGUACCCCUGUAUUCUAGUCUUGGUUUGGAUUUAAACGUGAGCACUGAAUCCAACUGACACCUGAUCCAGGUCUGGCCAGUUUUUUCUCCCCUCUGUGUCUAGAAUAAGUAUUACUUCCAGCUUUUUGUGUUCAAAAUCAUUCUGGCAUUGCCAAGGCUCAAGGGCUGGUGGUUCUCUACCACCAGAUGACAGUGUUUGCACUGUUUCCUGAUCAUGUUAAAUGGAGGGAAAGCUUCAGCAGUGCAGGAAAGGAUCCUACCUAAAUAAAGCUGUGUCUGGGCAGCUGUAGGUGUGACAUGGCUAUUUUUUGCCCUUACAGCGGUUUGCAAUGUCAGAGAUUCAUAACUCUUCAUAAAUUUCUUU